This is a messenger RNA of Talaromyces rugulosus, 990 nucleotides long. RefSeq lists its product as uncharacterized. Gene Ontology annotation, molecular function: ferric iron binding; catechol 1,2-dioxygenase activity. The coding region runs from base 1 to 990 and encodes 329 amino acids. The record is from RefSeq and is a predicted model, not a curated record. Lineage: Eukaryota; Fungi; Ascomycota; Eurotiomycetes; Eurotiales; Trichocomaceae. Gene Ontology annotation, biological process: catechol-containing compound metabolic process. The transcript is spliced from 3 exons.
AUGGACCCCUCGCAAGUCACCAUCCCCCCACUGAAGGACCUCAACAUCGACAACAUCACCGAAAAUGUCAUCCUCAUCAACUCGCUAUGCCAGGACGCGCGCAUGAAAUACGUGCUGGAGCGUCUGGUCUCGCACCUGCACGACUUUGCGCGCGAGACGCGACUGAGUUCGGAUGAGUGGAUGGCCGGGAUACAGUUUUUGACGGCGACGGGGAAGAUAUGCAGUGAUGUUCGACAGGAAUUCAUCCUCCUGUCAGACGUGCUCGGCCUAUCCCUGCUCGUCGACUCAAUCAACCAUCCCAAACCACCAAACUCAACCGAAGGCACAGUCCUCGGCCCCUUUCACACGCACGAAGCACCCACUUUGGGCCAGGGAGAAAGUAUCUCACAAGAUCCCGCCGGCGAACCACUACUCGUCGCCUGCUCAGUGCGCGAUACACGGGGUAACCCCAUUGAACAAGUCAAGAUCGAUAUCUGGGAAACAGACUCGACGGGCCAUUACGACGUGCAGCACGCUGAUCGACAGGGACCCGAUGGCCGGUGCGUGAUGCGCUCUGAUGCACAGGGGAAUUUCUGGUUCAGGGCUAUCAAACCUGUGCCAUAUCCGAUUCCGCAUGAUGGGCCCGUGGGUGCGCUGUUGAAGAAGUUGCAUCGUCAUCCGUAUAGGCCGAGUCAUAUGCACUUUAUGUUUGAGAAGGAGGGUUAUGAUCAUUUAAUCACAUCGCUCUAUCUCCACAACGACCCCUACGAAACGUCCGACGCUGUCUUUGGCGUCAAGGACACCCUCGUCGUCGACCUGGGCAGAGUCGAUGCCGCGCUGGCUGCCAAGUACGGCGUCGCAGAGGGCGCUUGGUUGAUGACCUAUGACUUUGUGCUGGUGACGGAGAGUGAGACGGCCGAUUUGCGCGCGUAUAAUUCAAAGGUUGCGCUGGACAAGUUGGGGAGGAAAGUCAAAAUUGUGAAUGGGCUGCCGAUUCCGGAUCUCGAUUAG